UAUUCAACGUAAUUAUUACGACAAAUACUAUUUGAUGAUAGCGAGUUGCUUAUCAAGUGCAUACAAAAGUGCAUUCAGUUUUUGUGACCCACUGAUUUAGAGCAGUACAAUUUUGAAUAGUUGGUUUUACGUGGACGCCCUGACCUAAUUUAAUUGAUCGACUGAAAGCUUAUUGGCUUGGCUUGCAAUCAAGAACCAGUUAGCAAGAGUGUGAACAGUGUUAAAUUAUAGUUGAAUCUCGACCCUAAUUUUCCGUCAUGUCUUAUGACCGCAACACAAAAAUUCUCAGCGGAAUUGACGUUCCACCAUUCUACCAUCCAAAUUUAACGCUAGGUGAAUUUUUUCUGCACUACCUACAGCGUGAUUCGACUCGAAUUAUUCAAACUAAUCACGAUGACGGGGUUGAGAUGUCAGCUGGUGAAAUGGCUCGGCUUGGCUGCAGUAUUGCGGCUGGACUUUUGAAACACUUAAAAACUGGAGACGUCGUUGGAAUCGUCUGCAAAAAUACAACUUAUCUUGCAGCACUGGUUCUCGGUAGCGUCUUGGCAGGUACACCCAUUUCGGCUGUUGAUCCAGUUUUUUCGUCCAAGGAAAUAUCUCACUUUUUUGAUCUCACGAAGCCUAAGAUGAUCUUUUGCGACGGGGACAACAUGGACAAAUUGAAAGAAGUUUUACGGCAAUGUAAAAUUGAUUGUAAAUUGGUAACUGUAGAUGAGAAGGUGGCGGGAAGUGAAUAUUUGUUUGAUAUAAUCGAGACAUCCGGCACGGACUCUCAGUUCAGUCCGCGAAGACCAACCACCCUAGCUUCACAAAAUUGUGCAGUUAUUUUGUGUUCAUCAGGCACCACUGGACAUCCAAAAGCAUGCAUGCUGUCGCAUCAGCAAUGUAUGACUUUAACAAAAGCAGGGCCCUACUACGUAAAAUUAUUUUCCUUCAGUAAAAUGUAUUGGGUUACGGGCUUUACUGGUCUCAUGCAAUCGCUAGCAAAUAAUAUCAACAGAAUCAUCACGAAGUGUAAUUUUUCACCGGAGCUCUUCGUCGAAAUUAUCGAAAAGCAUAGGGUUAACGCGAUUGUAAUUCCUCCACCAAUAGCUGCGUUGCUAUUGAAGUCGGAGAUAGUUAAGAAAGCAGAUUUCAGCUCAAUAUUCGUGGCUAUAUUGGCAGGAGGACCUAUGGACGUCAGCGCGAGAAAAGAAUUCCAGAAGUAUUUGAAAGUCGGAUCAAUCGUGAUGACCUACUCAAUGACGGAAACAGGUUCCCUUAUAUCGUCAACAGCUCCUUUCGAACCAAUCACAAACUCAUGUGGAAAACCGUCUGCCAAUAUUAAAAUCAAAAUCAUCGACCAAGAUGGCAAAUCAUUAGAUGCAUUGCAAAUUGGUGAAAUUUGUGUUAUUGUACCGUACAAGUUUCUCGGUUACAGCAACAACAAAGACGAAACAGAGAAAGCUUUCGAUUCAGACGGAUGGUUGCGAACGGGUGAUCUUGGUUACAUCAAUGAGGGUGGUGAAAUUUUCGUGACUGAUCGGCAGAAAGAGUCAUUCGACCAGUUGAACUUCGUAGUUUAUCCCUCUAUGCUCGAAUCAUGGAUUGACAAGAUGAACGGGGUGAAUGCUGUGUGUGUGGUAGGCAUUCGAGAUUCAGCUGAUUUUCAUGCAGCGGCUGUUGUAGUCAAGGAAGCGGGAAGCUCCAUCACAGAAAAGGAAAUUGUCGACGAAAUUGCUAAAAAUUUUUUGAAUGCCCAACAACUACAUGGUGGAGUAUAUUUUGUUGAAUCAUUGCCAAUGACGUCUACUGGUAAGAUUAAACGUCUGGAAGCUAGAGCCAUUGCGGAAAAGAUGACCGAUCAGAAGCGACAGUGAAAUCUAUUGACUUAAUGUGGUUAAACAGUUCCAUUCAAUUAAAAUCGAACAACUAGUCGU
Messenger RNA from Bradysia coprophila, 1919 nucleotides. RefSeq lists its product as uncharacterized. Gene Ontology annotation, molecular function: long-chain fatty acid-CoA ligase activity. Lineage: Eukaryota; Metazoa; Arthropoda; Insecta; Diptera; Sciaridae. The record is from RefSeq and is a predicted model, not a curated record. Gene Ontology annotation, biological process: fatty-acyl-CoA biosynthetic process; long-chain fatty acid metabolic process.